UCGGAUUUAGGAUUAACUCGCCUAUUGAGAGAUGAUCUUAGCUGAAUUAUUUAAAGAUACCUAAAAGCGUUUUUUUCUGCCGGCGACUGGGCCUGCUCUCAAUGGAGCCCCGGGUCCCCCACAACAUCACCGUGGUCCCCAACGCUGUGAUGGUCCAGCCCUUCCUGGACAGCCGCAUCCCCUACGGGAGGCUGCAGCACCCGCUCACCGUCCUGCCGAUCGACCAGAUGAAGGCGACGCACCUGGAGAACGACUACACCGACAACCCCACGGCCCCCCAGGCGGGCGCCCCGCGGCCGCCCCGCGGCGGCCCCGAGCCGGGCCCGGGCAGCCAGCCCCCGCAGCGGUGCCCGCAGGACGUCACCCACCCCUGGAUUUCCUUCAGCGGGCGCCCCAGCUCCAUCAGCAGCAGCAGCAGCACGUCUUCAGAUCAGAGGCUCCUGGACCACAUGGCCCCGGCUCCCGUGGUGGAGCAGUCCUCCCCGCGCGCGGUUCGGAUUCAGCCCAAGGUGAUCAACUGCAAGCCCCUGGACCUGAAGGGACCCGCGUCGCAGGAGCUGGACAAGCACUUUCUGCUGUGCGAAGCCUGCGGGAAAUGCAAGUGCAAGGAGUGCGCCCUGCCGCGGACGCUGCCGUCUUGCUGGGUGUGCAACCAGGAGUGCCUCUGCUCCGCGCAGAACCUGGUCAACUACUCCACCUGCAUGUGUCUCGUCAAGGGCGUCUUCUACCACUGCACCAACGAGGACGACGAAGGCACGUGCGCCGACCACCCCUGCUCCUGCUCCCACGCCAACUGCUGCGCCCGCUGGUCUUUCAUGAGCGCCCUCUCCCUGGUGCUGCCCUGCCUGCUCUGCUACCUGCCGGCCACCGGCUGCGUGAAGCUCUCCCAGAGAUGCUACGACCAAGUGAGCCGGCCGGGCUGCCGGUGCAGAAACACGAACAGCGUCAUCUGCAAGGCGCUGCCGGAGGGCAAAGCAAGCAGGCCGGAAAAGCCUUUCUGACGGCCUGGGGGAGGGCGCUCCGAGGACGGCCGCCGAGUCCGGCUUUUCUAACAACCUGUGUUCCGAGGAUGACGUUAGUCUUUCGCCUUCGGGGAAAGCAGAAGCCGCUAUUUCCACAAACUGGAGCACUUUGGGUUAUUCAGGGUUUUGGAACUGAUCAGAACAUAAAUAGAUGGGGCCAGAGGAGGAUUCUCACUAAUUGCGAGUGAAGGCUGAAACCCUCUGCAUACCAUGAAGUACAGCUGCUCGAGAGCUCCGGGUCCAGCGUGCCGGCUGCUCUCCAUGCCUGCAUGCCGCGACCCAUUAACUGCUCCCCCGGCAGGCACGUCAGCACAAGCAAUACCCAUUCCCAGCUGCAGAGGCUGCGCUGGAUUCAGACUUAGGGUGGGGUUCUGGGUUUUGCUUUCUUUCAAAACUCUGGUGUGUUACCAGCAGC
Messenger RNA from Rhea pennata, 1437 nucleotides. RefSeq names its product sprouty RTK signaling antagonist 4 (gene SPRY4). Bases 102 to 1001 code for a protein of 299 amino acids. Gene Ontology annotation, biological process: negative regulation of Ras protein signal transduction; negative regulation of MAP kinase activity; multicellular organism development. The record is from RefSeq and is a predicted model, not a curated record. Lineage: Eukaryota; Metazoa; Chordata; Aves; Rheiformes; Rheidae. Gene Ontology annotation, cellular component: cytosol; membrane. The transcript is spliced from 2 exons.